This is a messenger RNA of Morus notabilis, 720 nucleotides long. Its product is annotated as leucine-rich repeat extensin-like protein 1. The record is from RefSeq and is a predicted model, not a curated record. The transcript has 2 exons. Lineage: Eukaryota; Viridiplantae; Streptophyta; Magnoliopsida; Rosales; Moraceae. Bases 181 to 720 code for a protein of 179 amino acids.
AGAGCAAUACACACGCAUGUACAAAAGGCACCUAUAUAUUUCACUAGUUCUGUCCGCAUCAUAUACAUUCACAGAGUAGAUUAUUUAACAAGUUUCUUUGAUCAGGCCACAAUAGGAGAUAAUUUGUGCUUUUUUGGCUUCCAAAUUUCUUAAAACUUGUGCCACUCCAAUAAUUCCAAGAUGGGUCUUUGCUACAAGGGCUUGGCAUCCAUGUUAAGAAAAUUUAUUACAUGUGGUUUCUUGGGGCUGAUCAUGUCUGCCAGAGUGACAUAUCAGGAAGGGCCAGAAACCGGCUUGCUAUGCAUCAGUGACUGCACCACAUGUCCAGUGAUCUGUUCCCCGCCACCGCCGACAUCGGAAUCUCAUGAUCCACCGCCGUCUCCGCUUGCGCACCACGCGCCGCCACCCCAAACUUACUACACAUUCUCUCCGCCACCAACCCCGCCUAAUUCACCGCCAUCAGCGUCGCCGCCACGGCCACCAUUGGCGCCUAAGAAAUCACCGCAGCAGUUGCCGCCGCCUCCUCCUUCAUGGUACUACAUAUGGGGCUCUCCCCCGCCUCCUUAUAAGAACAGCGGGCCCCCAGUGACGGUAGUGCCAACGGCGCCGGGCGGAGCCCAUGAGUACCCCUAUCCGUACUACUACUUUUACGCCUCCGAGGCUUCUUCUCUCUUGUUGUCGUCUACUUUUUUGUUGUCGUUUUCCACAUAUUUGUCGUGA